AUGUUCAGGAAAGAUAACGCCAAAGAGUUUUUUUGGCAAUUUUUCAAAAUUGAUAAAAAAGAGUCUUUUAGAGAAGACUAUAUCGAUCAAACAAUUGACCGGGAGAGGAAACCAAUUAAAGUAUCCAAAUGGGACAAUAUCAACUUUUUGAAAGCCUUUGACUGGUACCCUUCUCAUUACAGUGCAUAUGAGAGAAAGUUUCUUAUGAAAGUGGAUAUUUGUGUAUUCUUUUUCUUGUGUGCUUCUUUCUACACCAAGUAUUUGGAUAAUACCAAUGUUGGUUCUGCUUAUGUGUCUGGUUUGAAAAACGACCUUAACUUGAAAGGUAAUGAAUUGAACUACUUCAACACUUGUUAUACGGUUGGUUAUGCAGUUUUUCAAAUUCCCAUCAGUUUGCUCAUUACUAAACCGCAAUUUUCAAGGCAUUUGUUGCUCGUAUGUGAAUUGGCAUGGGGAAUGAUGACUUUAGCAAACGCAUACGUGCGUUCUGCAAAGGAGAUGUACGUGGUUAGAUUUUUUGUUGGGGUAUUUGAGGCAUGUUCUUUUCCAGCCACGUAUGUCAUUCUUUCUAGUUUCUUAACCGAUGAAGAACUAUUUAAACGGGCAGGUGUUUAUGGUGCCUUUGCGACUGCUGGUUCGGCCAGUUCAGGUGCAUUGCAGACACGUGCUAGGGAGAAUUUAAACGGGGUUUAUGGAUUGAAGGGUUGGCAAUGGCAAUUUAUUAUUGAUGCCAUUAUGACUUUUGGAAUAUUUUUGUACGGUUUCCUACUAUUCCCUGGUAUUCCGCCAGCAUGUAAAAAGUUUGGUUUUUUCUCUGAAGAUGAUAUGAUUUUUGCAAGAAACAGGUUAAAAAACAAAGUGGCUAUCCCAGAUAAAUUUACUUUGAAAACUUUGAAAGAAACUUUAGGUACUUGGCAAAUCUAUUUUGGUACGCUUCUUUGGACAUUACAUCACCAGUGCUGGUACUCUAAUGGUGCCUUGCUUUAUAUGAAGAGCAGGCCGGAAUAUUUCACUACUUCAAUGGUUACCAACUGGAAUUCUUACAUGUAUUGUGUGGGUAUACCGGCAGCAAUAUUUAUUUCUCCUUUGACCAGAUACUAUGGAAAAUUUUUCACUGUUAACUUUGUGUUUGCUAUUGCCUACUAUUGUGCAAUCGUGUUAAUUGUAUGGGACGUUUCGCAAUCGAUGAUAUUGUCUGCUUUUUUUAUGAGUAUGCUUUACAGUUCAGGUUUGGCACAGGUGUUUUACUCUUGGAUUGUCACAUUAUGCAGAGAUAAUGUUGAGAAAAAAGCUAUAGUUUUAGGUUGGGUCCAAGCUUUCUCUUAUGCAGUCAAUGCAUGGGGCUAUCCUCUCCAGUAUAAUGUGGCAGAAGCACCUCGGUUCAAAAAGGGGUAUAUUGCGAACCUAUUUCUUUUGUUUCUGUCUCAUGUUGUUUUUCUCUUUGGAAUGUGGAUGGAUAAAUAUGAUUUAAAAUAUUUCCCAAAGAUUGCUGGUAACAGGCAUGCAGACACCAAUGGUAUAAUGAUUGCCAGUGGUAAAGUAGAAGCUCUUGAAGAGAGUGAUACCGAUCUUGAGAAAACCAAGUAUUAUGUUUCGGAAGAAAAGGCUGGAUCCGAUUCCGAUAUUUCUGUUCGUUAG
Molecule: messenger RNA, 1638 nt
Organism: Pichia kudriavzevii
Lineage: Eukaryota; Fungi; Ascomycota; Pichiomycetes; Pichiales; Pichiaceae
Exons: 1
Coding region: 1-1638 (545 amino acids)
Biological process (GO): transmembrane transport
Cellular component (GO): membrane
Molecular function (GO): transmembrane transporter activity
Source: RefSeq, a predicted model, not a curated record